Astrephomene gubernaculifera is the source of this 4367-nucleotide messenger RNA. The record is from the annotation of a GenBank genome assembly. Lineage: Eukaryota; Viridiplantae; Chlorophyta; Chlorophyceae; Chlamydomonadales; Astrephomenaceae.
GAUUGUAGAUAUUGAUGACCACGUUUAUACUUGUGACCUGGAACACCUGCCUUUGAAAGGGCGGGACAAUGGAUGACUCGGACAGCCGCGCGUCCAUGCCGUCCUCCACUACAAAAUUAACUAUCGAUUUGCCAUCGUGCUCCAUCUGCUUUAGCGAGUACGCGUCAGGCGUGCGGAAGCCGUGGGACCUCGGAUGUGGGCAUUGCAUUUGCGGUCGCUGCUAUGCGAGUCUGUCUAUCUCUGGGCCCAAGACCUGCCCCAUCGAUCGAGCGGAAUGGAACAACCCGCAUCCCGCCUAUGAGCUAUUGCAUGUUGUGGAGGAGUUGCGGAAGAGACGCGGACAGGAUGCUGGUCAUAGCAGCGCCGAGGACACACCUUUGCCGUUCACUCUGUCUUCGGAAACCGAGCAUAGGGGUCGUCGCUCCCGCUGGCGCAUCCCCGAUCCCUUCCGACCCUUCGCCCAGACCUUGCUCUUCCUCUCCGACCUCUGGCGCGCCGCCUUCUGGCCCCCCUCCUUCAGCGCAAGCGGCGGCGCCCAAGCAGGCCAGGGCUUGCUUGCCGGGGCUGCAGCCCUGGGCGACAUCCUGGAGGAACCGCACAUGGACGCCCGCGAGUUCUUCGGCCACCUGGUAGCCGCGAUGCCACCGUGGGUUACCCAGGCGGCGAGCGUUCUGGGUCCCGGAGCUUGCUUGCUGCUCGCCUUGCUCAGCUGGAGGUACCUGUUGGCGGCCUCCAUCCAGCUGCUGCCCGCCUGCCUGUCCAUCUACUGCAUCGUGGCGAUGCAGGGCUGCACCUGGCCGGCGUUCUUCGCCUGCCUCGCCGCCGGUGUGCUGGGCCCCGCCGGUGCCUUCUCCGCCCUGCUGCACGCCGGCUUGCUGCAACACACGGUCGCGAUAUGCCUGUUGGUGCUCCUCGUCUCCGCCGCAUCGCAUGCACGCUCCUGCAACUGCGAGUUCGCGGCACUGGGGCGGCACCGCAUAUUCCAUGUGGUCAUGCUGGGACUGGCCAUGGGAUUCGGAUGGGCGGGGCUGCAGCUGCGGCGCCGGGAGCAGGUUUGGAUGCUGCUGCAAGCCCUCAUGCUGCGACACCUGCGGGCGGAGGCGGAGCUGUGGCGCUGGUUGGACGCGCGACUCGGGUUCGAGCAGCGGUUGGCGGCGUUGCUGUCGUCAGCGCUGUCGGCGGUUGGGAUGGAUUCGGUGGCGGUUACGGCGGGAGAGGCGUGGAAGGGGUUGGACCUGGUUGCAUGGAGCGAUGGGAGGUAUCUGCGGAGCAUGGGGCAGGUUGAGGACUUGGUGGGGAGGAGGGGGCUUGAGGUGCUAGUUGGGCAUGAAGCGGUUGACGCCGCGCUCGCCGCCGCUGCGUGUGCUGAGCCGUUGCCGCCGCUGGUCGUUCCGCUUGGCUUCUGGCGGUUGGGGUGGUUGCUGGUUCGAAGCUGCAUCGCGCCGUUCACACUGGCUUUGUUAGUGACCUACUUCGAGGACUACCGGAAAGCCAUUCCCGAGGGCGGCCCCCACACGCCCUUAAACCUGGUCUACCCCACCUACCCCUUCUCACUUGCGGUUGUCCCUGGCAGCGACUCCUCGUCUUCCUCCUCCUCCUCCUCCUCCUCCUCCGCGCGCACCUCGGCGUCUGGGGCUGCUCCUGGCCCCUCUGCGGCUGCUGCUGCUACUGGCCCGUCCCCGACCCCGGCCCCCGGUCCCGCCGCUGCUGUUGCUGCUGCUAGCGGUGGCGCAAACCCGGCUCCUGCUAGCGGUGGCGGAGCGGCAGGCGGUACGGCACCUGAGAUCCUCCGUACCUUACAUGCAUACAGGCUGCAGGCAGCAGGCCCCGGAGGAGCCGCCGGAUUGCGAACGCGCAUGGCGCCGAGCUGCCUGCAGGUGUCCUUCACAGGGCCCUCCGCGCCAGGCACCCGCUACGACCUGGACUGGCUGAUGCUGCGGAGCUGCACGUUCCUCGGUGUCCUGUGCUACAACGGGUCGUGGAGGAUGGCCACCGCCGCCAACGUCGGCCUGCACUGCAUCUCCCACCUCAACCGCCUCUUCCACCUCAACCGCCGCAUGCUGCGGCUCUUCCAGCAAGAGACCACCACCGCUGCUGCCGCCGCUGCCGCAACAGCAGCUGCUGCUGCUUCAAGCAACUCAGCGGUGGCGCGGCGCCUGGUCGCCAGGAGACAGCGCCCCAUUGUUCCCCGCGGCCUCACGCUUGCAACCGUGGCGGCGGAUCCUAACACCGCCGCUGCGCUAGCGCAGUUAACCGCCCGAAUGCUCGCCACUCAAGAGGAGAUCAACCGGGGCUUGGACGCCACGGAGGAGUACCUCCGGGAACGGUGGGCGACGGUGGGGGCGCAGCCGUCCGCGGCGGGCAGCAAUGCUGCUGCUGGGCCGCCAUCUGGGCCGGUGGCGGCAUCGGCGGCAGCAGCACCUCCUGCUCCGGCGGCGGCGGUACCUCCUCCUCCUCCUCCUCCUCCGGCGGCGGCGGCGGUGCAGCAGAUGGCGGCGGCGGAGCCGGAGGCCGGGGCCGUUCCAGCAGCGCCUCCACCCUUAGCCGACGCAGCACAACCGCAGGAAGAGCCAGCAGCGGCAACACCGGCAGUUGCGACGUGUCAGGGUACGGCAGAAGGCGUCCGAGGGCAGGCGGGGGGAUCGCAGCCGCCUGGGCAGGGCGCGGCACCGCUGCCACUGCCGGCGCAACCGCAGCCCUCGCUGGAGGCUUCGCCAGAGCCCUCGCCAGAGCCCUCGUCAGAGGACGUAAGCGUGGUGCAUGGCUUGGUUUCGGAGUGCCACCGGUUCUUGGAUCCGCUUGGGCAGGGGGGUGGCAGAGGGAGUGGAGUUGCCGUGGGGGCCGAUGAAGACGACGUCACUGCUACCGGUAGUGACGCCGCGGCUCAAGCGGUGCAGCUCCAUGCAAGUGACCCAGAUGAGGCUGCAGCGCAGGCGACAGCAGCAGCCUCGUCUGUCGCUGAUGCGAUGGUGACACCACCGCUGCCCGCCGCAGAAGGGUCUUCUGAGGUACAUGCAGCGAUUACAGCUGUGUUGGCGCCGCGUCCGAAGCCCGAUGAGGCUCCUUGCGUCGCGUCUGCGGGCAGCUGCGGCAGCAGCGUAAACAACCGCUUGGGCGGCGGCAGCGGCGGCGGCGCCGCUGAUGCUACUGACAGUAACGGCGGCGGCGGCAGUCCUGGUUCCGGCGGCGGCGGUGGUGGCGGCGGCGACAGGAGCAGCGGCGGCGGGAGCACCGGUAUCGGCCGUCACAGGCUGCCGCCUGGGGUCAAUCCGUCAGACGCCGCCGCUGCAUGGCAUACGAGAAACCGUACGGAAGGCGCCAGCAGCAGCAGCGGCGCCGCCGCCAGCACCUCAACCGUCCCCACAACCGUCGCCGCUGCUCCGCGCACGACGUCGUCUCCGAGGCCCAUCGCAGUCCGCGGCUUUUUCCCGCCUCCUGGCGCCGCUUCCGCGAUGCCCACUCGGGUGCGGCUCCGGGCCGUCAGGCAUGCCGGGACCGCGGCCCGCGCUGCUGCUGGCGGCGGCGGCGCCGCCGCCGCCGCCGAGGCGGCGCCGGUUUUUCCGCCACGGGGCGGGUUGUACGACGGCGUCGUCUGGGCGUAUACGGCGGUCAUCUUGGUGCUGUGGCUUGCCUACAUGCCGAUUUGGAAGGUGGCGCUUGUGGGCGCUGGGGGCCGGCGUUGGGUGCAAUCGUUGUUGAGCAGUCUGUGGAUGGCUGCGGUGGCUGGGAUUGUGGUCAAGUUGUUUCGGUUGGACCUGGCGGGCCGUGCGGCAGGAGCCAUGAGGCCCUGUGCCGCCGAGAGCCCAACCACCACCACCACCAGCAGCAGCGGGCGGCACCAGCGGGACACUCCCCUGGAUGUGAGCGCUUGGCUGCGAUACAAUGCGGGCAUGGCAGUCGCACCGCUGGUGUUCUGGUGGCUGGGGCCCGACAACCCGCGGCUGUCCUGGCUGCCGCUGGUCGCGCUGCGCUUCGCAACCAACUGCGACCUCGUGGUCCGACUCACGUCCGCAUUCCUGCAGGCCGCCGGCGUGUCCAGUCCCCAGUCCCUCGCGGGGCCGCCUCCCAUCAUGGCCAUAGGGCCUGCCAUCUUCCACCCCGCCGGCUCGUCUUGGUGGCCCCGCUGCCUGCAGUUCGCCGAGUUCUACGAGCGCAUGGGCAUCUUCACGCUUGCUUCCUUCGUGCUCAUCUUCUUUCUGGGUCUGGAUUACCCCAUGGUGGAGUGGCUGGCCAUGGCCUGUGAUGCUGUGCUGCCCGGUCUGGGUUUCCCAAUCCCGCGGAUACCGCCGCUGCUGCCGUCUUGGAGCACUAUCGUGCGCUGGCACGACAGGUUCUCGGAGUUUCUGCAAAUGAUGGCGGACGCGGAG